This is a messenger RNA of Carassius auratus (goldfish), 1584 nucleotides long. Its product is annotated as leukotriene B4 receptor 1. The transcript has a single exon. Gene Ontology annotation, cellular component: external side of plasma membrane; membrane. Gene Ontology annotation, molecular function: C-C chemokine binding; C-C chemokine receptor activity. Bases 97 to 1167 code for a protein of 356 amino acids. Gene Ontology annotation, biological process: positive regulation of cytosolic calcium ion concentration; immune response; G protein-coupled receptor signaling pathway. The record is from RefSeq and is a predicted model, not a curated record. NCBI's taxonomy places the organism in Eukaryota, Metazoa, Chordata, Actinopteri, Cypriniformes, Cyprinidae.
CUCAGCUUCCACAAAAGGGAAGUGAGUUUUGCUGAGGCAGGUUUUCUAGCUCAGUGGUUAGAUGUAUAGCAGACUCGAGUGGACAGAGAGGGAAUCAUGAACGCUACGGCUCAUUUUCAGGAGGAUGAGGAGAUCGAGCUAGGCUUGUUGGGGGCCUGUGUGAUCCUGGGGGUGUGUUUCCUGGUGGGCACACCUGGGAACCUGCUGGUGGUGUGGACCAUCGUGAAGCACGUGAAGCAGUGUUCACAUACAGUGCUUCUCAUCCUCCACCUGGCGGUCGCAGAUCUUCUGGUGCUGGUCACUCUGCCGCUGUGGAUCUACUCGCUGGCCCGCUCCUGGGUGUUUGGAGAGGCUGCCUGCAAAGCCAUGGUGUACAUCAUCUAUGCCUGUAUGUACAGCAGCGUCUUCAUCAUCACCGUCAUGAGUGUGGAGCGCUUCAUGGCUGUCAGAUACCCCAUUGCCUCACUCGGCUGGAGGAGGAAACAAGCACUAAACAAGGUACUUCUAAUGAUAUGGAUGGCUUCAUUUCUCCUCAGUAUUCCCGUCAUUCUAACUCACACUUUGGGAGAAGUUAACGGACAAAAUCAAUGUCUGUUCAGGAAGUAUGAAAACGAUGCCCAGGAGGCCGUGUUGCUCAUUUUAGAGACUCUUAUAGGCUUCGUCCUCCCUUUUUUCACUCUGUUGGUCUGUUACGGCUGCCUUUUCAGUCGCAUAGCGCAGAUGAACUUCAAGUCCAAGCGUAAGUCGACGGUUCUCAUCUGCAGUGUGGUGGUGAUGUUCGCUCUCUGCUGGAUUCCUCAUCAUGUGGGGAACCUUCUUUCCCUCAUCUCGCUCGCUCUCAAGCCUUCAAAUCCCGACAUGGCGGAAAGUUUGGAGGAAGCCUGCACCACAAUGAACAUUAUAGCAGGAGCCCUGGCGUUCAUCAGUAGCUCAGUCAAUCCAGUGCUUUAUGUGUUUGCCGCGCGUACCUUCCGCAGCUCGCUUCGGGAAACUGGAAUACAGAAGCUCUUCCAGCAUCUGUCCAGUGCAGUGUCAGGUGAAGGGAAUAAAGAGUUAUCAUUCGUGUCCAAAAGACCGAGUUCACACACCACCAACUCAGAGUGUCUCACGGACUCAAAAGUGCCUGUAGAUGUGGCUAUGGAAUCAUGCAUCAGUACCUCAGACUGACUGUGUAAGAAGCUAUAAAGCCAGGAACUCAGUAACUAUAUUAACCAUUACAACGGUUAUUUCUCCAAAUAGAGUGCUUGAAGUUUUUUUUAAGUAAAAUAUUUGCUUGUGCCUUGACCUUUGUGUUCUGAGUAUAUUUUAAUACUCACUAAGAUGCUAUCUUAAAUUGCAACUGCAUGUUCUACGAUGAAACCACUUUUAUAUGUGAUAUAACUCAAAUGCCUUUAUAGCAAAUAUUUCUCUCUGUUUACAAUGACAUUCCCAUGGUAUCUUAUGUAAACAGACUGUCUUUAGUCUUACAUCUUCUCAGCAUUAUGAUUUCAACAGCUUCCUUCUCCUUGCAACGUGUGUGUUUGUGAUUCUUGUAACAGAGUGAAAGAGGAAGUGGGCAUUAAACGGAACAGAUGUCCGUCUGGA